Messenger RNA from Pygocentrus nattereri (red-bellied piranha), 2362 nucleotides. RefSeq lists its product as uncharacterized. The coding region runs from base 109 to 1347 and encodes 412 amino acids. The transcript is spliced from 2 exons. The record is from RefSeq and is a predicted model, not a curated record. Lineage: Eukaryota; Metazoa; Chordata; Actinopteri; Characiformes; Serrasalmidae. Gene Ontology annotation, molecular function: metal ion binding; mRNA binding.
CGCUUCAAAAACCACACGUGGCUCUGCCUGAAACUUUCAAGUCCAGGAGGGAAGUUUGGGAAGCAGCUCAGAGCUGGCGGAGAGCAUCGUCCUCUGGCGCGGUCCGACAUGCCGUCAUACGCAUUCAACCAGUUCGUCGAUGUGGACGACGUUUUAUGCAAGCAACUUUUGGGUCUAGAUAUCAGAGAGCCACCAAACUCUUUGGCACUCCCAGCAUCUGGAGGUGGAUAUAAAAAGCUGGGAAACUCUUGCCCUCUUGCUUCCUCAUCUGGGACCAUUUCAGAGGCGAGGUCAUUGGCUUCACAUAACUGGGCACAGCACAAAGAAACAUCGACGUCGUCAAGGUGGAACAAGAUGGCUUUCUGGUCCGAGCGUGCCAUCAGCAUGGUGGAAGGUGACACACGGGGGCUGGGUUGGGCGUCCAUCAAGCCCAUUCUUGACAAGCCUGUGGCCAUGUCGAGCACGGUGUCCCUUCCCACCUCUGCGCCUUCCCUCUCUACUGCUGCUACCACCACCUCAUCGCGCUAUAAGACUGAACUGUGUCGCACCUUCACUGAAAGUGGUAUGUGCAAGUACGGCAUCAAAUGCCAGUUUGCACACGGAGCCGAAGAGCUGCAGGACAUCAACCGGCAUCCCAAAUACAAGACGGAACUGUGCCGCACCUUCCACUCAAUUGGCUUUUGCCCCUAUGGCAUUCGCUGCCACUUUGUGCACAACAAUGAGGAUGACCAUGCACAUGCGCAUGCCUGGCCCCGGCCCCGGCCCCAACCCCAGCCCCAGGCCUCUGUUGCAGCCACCCAGCGUCCACCCUUACUUAAGCAUAGCUUUAGCUUCCCUGGCUUUCCAUCUGCUUUCCAGCCCUUGGAGCCUCCGCUUGCCCAGUCCUCGCUUUUCUGGGUUCCUUCAGCCUCCUCAGCUUCGCCCCCAGCAUCAACCACCCUUUCCGAUCUGCUGAACCUGGCCUUCCCGGAGUUCAGCCCAGGGUCCAGCAUGGACCAGGGUUGGGAGUCCAUGCCCCAGUUUCUGCCUUCUCCUGACUCUGGGUGCUCCCACGGAGAACAGACCCCCACACAGUCGUCCUCCCAGAUUGUACCCAGCCAGCCAGAAGGGUGCCCGAGACGGAGCCCGACUUGCGGGGUCUCUCUGGGCUCCAGAAGCCUAUCUCUCACCUCCCUGUCUGACCACGAAGGAGGUUGCAGCAGCUCAGCCAGCAGCCUGAGUGGCUCUGAUUCCUCUUCUGCUUUUGAUGGUGCGUGCAGGAGGCUUCCAAUCUUCAGCCAACUGUCAGUACCUGAUGACGGCUUCUGCAGCGAGGGCAGCGUCAGCAGUGCAAGCUUCUUCAUGUAGAAGAGCAUCACGAGGACUGAACUGUAUACUGUGGUAUACUUUAUGUGCGAAUACUUGAUGUUUUCUAGCUAAGCUUCAAACGAAGGCUCAUUCUUGUACAAUCGGCUGCAAAGAUUGAACGUCUUAAACUCGACCAUGAAGCAAAGAAGGAUUUUUUUUUUUUUUUUUUUCUCAUGCUUUUAUUUACAGCAAUCACAGUGUGAUAUAUUUUUUCUUAAGUGAAAAAGAGAAGAAUGUGAUUUGGCUAGUUGCAGCCUGGGCCUUUGAGUGAGACGCCAGUUAUAGAGUUGGGAGUAUUUAAGCAAAAUAUUUAAAUGAAUAAGCUUUCAAAGGGAUUAUAUAAAAAAAAAAAAAGCCAAAGAGAAGUUAUGACAUUCUUUAGCCUUUUCAUGCAAAUGUUCAGUAGAUUCAAUGUUGUCUUAAGUAUCAAGAUGAGGUUCUUUCUCUUAAUGUCCAUGCACCACUGUUUUCAUACAGGUUUCUUCCACAGACUGCUGCAUUUAGAAAAGUGUUUACAGAAGUUGUUCAUCAAGUACUGUUGAGCAGCAGAGAGUUUUUGGACCUAAGAGUCGUUCCUUCUCCUUUAAUGAUUUGUUUGGUUCGUUUCCAGACCUAAGGUUAGUGACUUUGUUAGCUGGCUUCUGGAAAUUUCCAGCUAGAUAUUUGGUAUUCUAUAGGUUUUCUUGACCUUUUAGAUCUUGUGGUAUUGUAUUAUUAAGCAGGUUUGUGUGUGAGACUUUAGGACUUUUUUUCUUUCUCAUUCCCCCACUUUUUCAUUGGAUCAUUUCAUAGCCUAGAUGGUUCUGGGUACCUUUUUGUAUCUGAUGCCCUUCAAGGCUUUCGUGUUGUAAGAUGUAGUGUAGAUGACCAAUCUGUAGCAACUUUCAUUUUUUUUAUUUAUUUUAUUGUAUUUAUAGAAAACAUGUUUCAUAACGUUUUCUAUUAAGUUUAAUAUAUUGAGAUUUUUUUUUUCUCCUGCAGUUUUUUGUACUGAAAAUAAACCUUUUUAAAACUG